Messenger RNA from Erinaceus europaeus (western European hedgehog), 1566 nucleotides. RefSeq names its product guanosine monophosphate reductase 2 (gene GMPR2). Bases 259 to 1305 code for a protein of 348 amino acids. Lineage: Eukaryota; Metazoa; Chordata; Mammalia; Eulipotyphla; Erinaceidae. Gene Ontology annotation, molecular function: GMP reductase activity. The transcript has 10 exons. The record is from RefSeq and is a predicted model, not a curated record. Gene Ontology annotation, biological process: nucleotide metabolic process. Gene Ontology annotation, cellular component: GMP reductase complex.
GCGUUGCACUCUGGGAAUUGUAGUCUCCUGUUCCUCGGCUCCAAUGGCAGUAGCUGUGAAUGAACUCUAUUACCCAGAAGACACCUGCCAACUCUGGGAUUCCUGUUAAUCGUUCUCGCAGGCUUUAGCGGAACUCGCUGGCGUGACCCACAAGGCUCAGCGGAACUGCGCGAGAGUAGAAGCUAAGUAAAGAGUUUUGAUCAACUGUCACCUGAGCUACAACAACAGGAAAUUUGUUGCUACCACUAGGCUUCCAACAUGCCUCACAUUGACAAUGACAUUAAACUGGAUUUCAAGGAUGUCCUGUUGAGGCCCAAACGCAGCACCCUUAAGUCACGAAGUGAGGUGGAUCUCACUAGAUCCUUUUCGUUUCGGAACUCAAAGCAGCAGUAUACUGGGAUCCCUGUCAUUGCUGCCAACAUGGAUACCGUAGGCACCUUUGAGAUGGCCAAGGCUCUCUGUCAGUUCUCCCUCUUCACUGCUGUGCAUAAGCACUACAACCUGGAACAGUGGCAAGAGUUUGCCAGCCAGAACCCAGACUGUCUAGAGCACCUGGCCGCCAGCUCGGGCACAGGCUCUUCUGACUUUGAGCAGCUGGAAUGCAUCCUGGAAGCUGUUCCUCAGGUGAAAUAUAUCUGCCUGGAUGUGGCAAAUGGCUACUCUGAACACUUUGUUGAGUUUGUGAAGGGCGUGAGGAGGCGUUUCCCUCAACACACCAUCAUGGCAGGGAACGUGGUAACAGGCGAGAUGGUGGAAGAGCUCAUCCUCUCAGGGGCUGACAUCAUCAAAGUGGGAAUUGGACCAGGCUCUGUGUGCACCACCCGGAGGAAAACUGGAGUGGGGUAUCCGCAGCUCAGCGCGGUGAUGGAGUGUGCGGAUGCUGCUCAUGGCCUCAAAGGUCACAUCAUUUCAGAUGGAGGCUGCAGCUGCCCAGGGGAUGUGGCAAAGGCUUUUGGGGCCGGGGCUGAUUUUGUCAUGCUGGGUGGCAUGCUCGCUGGGCACAAGGAGUCAGGUGGUGAGCUCAUCGAGAGGGAUGGCAAGAAGUACAAGCUCUUUUAUGGAAUGAGUUCUGAAAUGGCCAUGAAGAAGUAUGCUGGGGGUGUGGCUGACUACAGGGCCUCAGAGGGAAAGACAGUGGAGGUGCCCUUCAAAGGGGAAGUGGCACACACCAUCAAAGACAUCCUGGGAGGCAUCCGUUCCACGUGCACCUAUGUGGGAGCGGCUAAGCUGAAGGAGCUGAGCCGGAGGACUACCUUCAUCCGGGUCACCCAGCAGGUGAAUCCCGUCUUCAGUGAUGCCAGCUAGACUUAGACAGGUCUGCCCUUCCAGGGUGCCAGCAUCCCCACAGGGCCUCCACCUGUCCCAGCUACUGUAGUUGGUGAGUACACCCAUACUCCCUGGCACCUCGAUCCUGAGGGCUCCCUGUAGUGAUUCUACUUUUCUGUCAUUGCACACAAAACGCCCAGGACAUUCAGUGGACAGAAAGCAAGGAAGGUAAUCAACCAGGAAUAUGGGGACCUAGCAGUCUGAAGAUUAUUAAAUGGAAGAAAUGAUGCUGAUUGACUC